This is a messenger RNA of Cryptotermes secundus, 351 nucleotides long. RefSeq names its product protein GVQW3-like. The transcript has 2 exons. Lineage: Eukaryota; Metazoa; Arthropoda; Insecta; Blattodea; Kalotermitidae. The coding region runs from base 1 to 351 and encodes 116 amino acids. The record is from RefSeq and is a predicted model, not a curated record.
AUGAAGCAAGUGUACGGCAAAGAAGCUUUGGGACACAGUGCCCUGUUUAAGUGGCACCAACGUUUUGGGCAGGAGAGAUACAGUUUGGAGGAUGAUGAGCCUAGUGGUCGGCCAAAAGCGGUCACAACUGAACGCAAGUUCGAAGAAGUUGCAACGUUGAUACGCGCCAACCGCUCCCAAUCGAUAGAUGAUAUCGCAGCAGCAGCAGGUAUAAGCCAUGGAACGCAUCCCCGCAUAAAACGCUACAGCAAUGUGUUCCUCCGAAAUUUACGGCGUCACAAAUAUGGAAGUCAUGCUCUUCAUAGUCAGCCCCAUGAGAAGCGCGAACCUAAGAUCCAGGACCUCACCUGA